This is a messenger RNA of Polyodon spathula (Mississippi paddlefish), 2032 nucleotides long. RefSeq names its product T-cell-specific surface glycoprotein CD28-like. Gene Ontology annotation, biological process: T cell receptor signaling pathway; regulation of T cell proliferation. Gene Ontology annotation, cellular component: external side of plasma membrane. Lineage: Eukaryota; Metazoa; Chordata; Actinopteri; Acipenseriformes; Polyodontidae. Bases 58 to 696 code for a protein of 212 amino acids. The record is from RefSeq and is a predicted model, not a curated record. The transcript is spliced from 4 exons.
UCAAUUGCAUUUCAAUCAGAAACACCAAAGCAGAAACUUCCUUUGCUUUCAGUCACAAUGCUUACAGUGAUAUUCUAUUAUAUCUUUCUAAGAAUGGUCUGUUCAGAAGAAAUUAUCCAGCCCAAGUUCAUUAUAGCAACAGAACAUGAAGAGGCGGCUCUGGAAUGUGUAUACACUUUAGAGGGAAAGCAUAAGAGAGUUACGCUGGACGUGUUGAAGGGUUCUGAUCAGUUCUGCACACCUGUAUCUGUGAGGCAAGCAGAAAAUGACAGUGCUUUUAAUUCAAGUGCUCGUUUCAAUCACUGCGAGGGAAUGGACAAAGGAGAUCGAGUCGUCUUCAAACUCUCAAGCCUACAAGAAAAGGACACUGACAUGUACUAUUGUCAGCUCAAUAUAUUGUAUCCACCUCCUUUUCGCAAUCCAAAGGGAACUGGAACCAUGAUAAUAUUUCAAAGGAAAAACAGUACAGAGACUCUGUGUUCACUUACUUCAGACUCCCUAUUUUGGAUUCUGAUUACAGCAAUUGCAGUAAUCGUUCUAUAUGGUGUGAUCAUCUCCUUGUUGCUUUACAUCACUUGUUACAAAAUACAACAAAACAAGCUCAUCCAAAAUGAAUAUAUGAAUAUGAAACCAAGAGGACUCAAAAACAACAAGCAGCAGGGAGUAUGCCACCCGAGCAGAAAUGGAAGAUACUGAGAAUGCUUCUUUACAUAAAGGCAACUCAGCAGAAUGAAACUCAUCUUGCUACUUAACAAAAAUGAACAGCAACAUGCUACAGCUUCAUGACUACUUUGCAGAAAUGACACACUGAUAUAAUUGUCAGCUGGUCUAAGGGCUGUCAUUGGUCGUUUCUGAAAAAGGGGUAACAUCCAGGUAUGGGCAAGGCCUGGGUAUCAUUCUGACAUUAAGACUGAACUUUUGUUAUAUUUUGGAUCAUUUACCCUGUGUCUUAUAGGUUUUUAUAGAAGAUGAAAGGCCAUGUAACAAUGUAGGCCAAGGAUGAUUUGAAUAUCUUGUUGUAUUGUGAUUGUUUGAACCUGCUCUGAAAAUACAAAAUAUAUGUAUUAAAAUAUAACCAUAAAAGGGAUUUGUGCAUGGAAGGUACCGUCAAAGUCUAAUGUAAAUUGCCAACACAUUUUAAACCAGUUUAGAAAAUAUGAUAAAAAAUAUUCCGUAUGUGAAACUUUAAAAUAUUCAUGUAUAUUGUUGAAUAUAUUUGAACAACAUAGCUUAAAUGUGACAUCCAUACCCCUUGCUGCUGUGAGUAGUAGCAGGAUGGGUUUUUAUUCAUAAAGUGACAGAGUGGGCCAGAAAGCUUUAAAACUGGUAAGCUAACAGCAUCUGGUUUUUAAGGCUACAUAAUGAAAUAAUGGGACACUUCAGCUUUAAGGUUCAAGAUGUUUUUUUUUUAUUUAGUAGUCACCAAUUGUUUUUAUUAUGCUCUCCCAAAUUUGGAAUAAGUCAAUUAUUUUUGGGCUCAGUGUGUCGCUACCACCCCUGUGCUGACUUGGGAGGGUGAAGAUGAACACACACUGUCCUCUGAAGCAUGCAGUCAGCUGACCUCUUCUUUUACAUGCAGCCACCUCAGAGCUACAGCCAGACUACAGCGGUUGCUGGUUGACCUAGGCCCCUCUGCCAAUUGUGCGCAGUCCCCUGGGAACUCCCAAUAGCCUGGAUUUGAACUGGCAACAUCCAGGCUAUGGUGCACAUCCUGCACUCCACGUGGAGUGCCUUUACUGGAUGAGCCACUUGGGAGACCCCUAAGGUUAAUGUGUACAUUAAUGUUAAAGUUAACGUUUUACACACAAAAAAGCAUGGGGCAAAAUAUGACGAGGAAAAACUUGUAUAGAACAUUUUAAAAAUAAGUAUGUGACUACACAUGUAAAUACAUAUUGUAUAUAUUAACCCUUUUUAAGAAAUGAAAGUAAAUGUGGAUAAAAUAUGCUCUCUUUACUUUUCAUUUGGUCAUAUUAUUGUAUUUUGUGUAAUAUGGCCUAUAAAAAGUGAAACCCUAUUAUAAAAGCUAAAUUAA